GUCUCCAACACAAAAUCCAUGACCGAAGAAAAUUUUCCCGCCAUCUCAACACUAAAGCUUCUCCCACACACCUUCCUCCUCCUCCUCUCUUUCUCUCUCUCUACUACCCUAACCCUCCUAUAAAAGCCCAAACAGAAUUCCACAAUGAACGGAAUCCGGAAAAGAAGUAACAGAAAACCAGAAAGGGAAGCUUCACUGCGGAAGCUGAGAAUCCAGAAGCCGCUCUCCGAUUGCAGCAACACCGUCGCCGUCGCCGCUACUACCGCCGCCUCCGCGCAGUCCUCCACUGCCUCCACCGUCAAGCGCCAGAACCCGACGCUGUCCUCCGUCGCCAAGACGCUCAUCGCCUCCUUGAGUACCAAAAACGACGCCGUCGCCGAGAGCCCUAGGGGUUCCGAUCCUUCUACUCCGCAGGUCUCCUCGUCCGUUGAAGGUACCAGCGAUUACGAGCUUUCAGAGCCUUCUUCAGUGCGCAAUCGAAGACAAACGGCGCUAAAAAGAAAGAGUACAGGGAAGGAGAAUGAUGUACCAUUCCUUUGCCCUCGUACACCAAAGACUCGGAAUGUUGGGAAAAGAACGAAACAAGAUGGUGAUAACAUCGAAUUGGAGAUGGACAAAACACCAAUUGCUUCCACUCCACCUUGUGUUUCGUCAUCAACUUCUGAUACCAUUAAUCGUGAUGUAUACGAGCCUCAUUCAGUAUAUAGUCGUAGACAGACUGCACAAAAAAGGGAUAGUGAAGGGCAGAAAAACGUUGGAUCUUCUAGUUGCCCUCCCGCACUGAAGAUCCGGAAUAAAUGCAGGGAUAACUCAAAUGAAGUCGGACAGAACUGUCCUUCCAAGAAAUGCAAGGCUCCUAGUAAAACAAAGGUUUUACCAGCUAAGAAAGAAACUUCCCAGUACACAUCGCCAGAACUUGAGAAGCAGAGAGCUUACUUUGCAGAGCUCGAUAAAUAUGAACUGCCAGUAGAGGAGGCUGAAGAAUGGGAGUUGGACUGAAUGAAAGACCGGUAUGCUUCUUAUGGAAGAGCAAAGCAGUCAAUCUUUUGGGGCACUAUGUAUAGUCAGAAUAGAGUGCAGUUGACCGGUUCUGAAGUAACUACCAUUUUACCCACUUUCUAGUUUAACAUCUAUGCAAAUCAUUGAUAGUCAUAUACUUAUAUAUAGCUGCAUAUAUAUGUAUGGCCUCUGAGCGUACAGAGCAUUCGGGAAGAGAGUGUUCGCUGUUUACGGAUAGAUCAUUGUGCAUGGACAUGAUAUCAAUAGAGCACAAAGUUUUGGAAAAAAAAAGUGGUGGCUGAAUUUGUACUCCGCUUUAUUCACUGCAUUUGAUUCUGAUUUCACCCUGGCUUCCUGUGAGAGGCUUUAUCCUUCU
Argentina anserina (silverweed cinquefoil) is the source of this 1375-nucleotide messenger RNA. RefSeq lists its product as uncharacterized. Bases 145 to 999 code for a protein of 284 amino acids. The record is from RefSeq and is a predicted model, not a curated record. Lineage: Eukaryota; Viridiplantae; Streptophyta; Magnoliopsida; Rosales; Rosaceae. The transcript is spliced from 6 exons.